This is a messenger RNA of Gadus chalcogrammus (walleye pollock), 1287 nucleotides long. RefSeq names its product potassium channel, subfamily K, member 15 (gene kcnk15). Gene Ontology annotation, molecular function: potassium ion leak channel activity. The record is from RefSeq and is a predicted model, not a curated record. The transcript is spliced from 2 exons. Gene Ontology annotation, cellular component: membrane. Lineage: Eukaryota; Metazoa; Chordata; Actinopteri; Gadiformes; Gadidae. Gene Ontology annotation, biological process: stabilization of membrane potential; potassium ion transmembrane transport. The coding region runs from base 1 to 1287 and encodes 428 amino acids.
AUGAAGAAGCAGAACAUCCGGACGCUGUCGCUCAUCCUGUGCAUGUUCUCCUACUUGCUGGUGGGCGCCGCGGUGUUCGACGCGCUCGAGUCCGAGUCCGAGUCCUCCCGGAGGCGCGUCUUGGAGAAGAAGCGGAACGAGAUGAAGAAGAAGUACCGCUUCUCCGAAGACGACUACCUGGAGAUCGAGCGAGUGGUGAUGCAAGCGGAGCCCCAUCGCGCGGGGACGCAGUGGAAAUUUGCGGGAUCCUUUUACUUUGCCAUAACAGUCAUCACCACCAUUGGUUAUGGACAUGCAGCUCCAGGCACCGAUGCAGGAAAGGUCUUCUGCAUGUUUUACGCCGUGCUGGGCAUCCCUCUCACUUUGGUCAUGUUCCAAAGCCUGGGCGAGAGGAUGAACACCUUUGUGCGCUACCUCCUGCGCAAGGCCAAACAGUGCCUGGGCUUCCACCGUAUCCAGGUGUCCAUGGAGAACAUGGUGUUCGUGGGCUUCCUGUCCUGCAUCGGCACGCUGUGCGUGGGUGCCUCCGCCUUCUCCCACUUCGAGGGCUGGAGCUUCUUCCACGCCUACUACUACUGCUUCAUCACGCUCACCACCAUCGGCUUCGGGGACUUUGUGGCACUGCAGAAGCAGGGCGACCUCCAGGAGAAGACCCCCUACGUGGCCUUCAGCUUCGUGUACAUCCUGGUGGGGCUGACAGUCAUCGGGGCCUUCCUCAACCUGGUGGUGCUGCGCUUCCUCACCAUGAACACUGAGGACGAACGGCGGGACGCCCAGGAGCGGGCCUCCAUCAAGCGGGACAGGGGCCUGAUAGGGUCCCCCCUGGCCCUCCGCGGAGCCGGCGGGGAGGAGGGCGGAGAGAGGCGGCGGGGGGGAGGAGGAGGAGGAGGAGGAGGAGGAGAGAUGAGGGGACGGUGUGGCCGGAGCAACAGCAGCACCCUCUUCCUGCCCAUGGAGGAAGGCACCAGCCGCACCAAUCUCAUCUCCCCGCAGAUGGAGGGGCGGGAGGAGAAGGGGUCCCGGCGGCGAGGUGGCCUGCAGCCGGACUCCAGCCUGGGCUCGCUGUGCUCCUGCGUCGUGUGCUACCAGCUGGGCCUGUGCGACAGCCCGCUCAUGUCGGGCUGCGAGCACCACCAAUCGGUGUACUACAACUCCGUGUCCUACAGGAUCCAGGGCCGCUCGCCCGACUCAGUGGGGCAGCGCAGCGGACUCUCGUCCCCAGGGAGCGUGCUCUCGCCCGGGCACAGCUCAGGGGAGUUCCCCCGCUCCCGUAGGAAGUCGGUGUAG